CCGUCCCGCCCUUUCUGAGUAGGGGUAUCCGGCUCGCUCGUCCCGCCCCUGUCUCUGAGUGACAGCACCGUGGACAGCAACCCUCAGGUGGGACCCGAAGUUGGCAGCCCUCCCCUCCUCUGAGCUGAGCAGGUAUUUUGGAGAUCAAAGAUGGGUAGAAAAGAUUCUUCCACUGCAAAACUACCUGUUGAUCAGUACAGAAAGCAAAUUGGUAAACAGGAUUACAAAAAAACCAAACCCAUUUUACGAGCAACCAAAUUAAAAGCAGAAGCAAAGAAAACAGCAAUAGGAAUAAAGGAAGUCGGCCUUGUCCUCGCAGCCAUCUUGGCUCUCCUACUGGCUUUCUACACAUUCUUCUACCUCAGACUGUCCACGAAUAUUGACUCUGAUCUGGAUCCAGAUGAAGAUUAGCUGAGCAGCAAUCAAUAAAUGGAAGGGAAAUAAUUUUUGCAAGAGCAUCCUUUUGGACAAAUACCUUGUAAAAUACUGACACUAGAUCACUUUGAAUAUUUUCUUCUAGUACUGUCAGUUUACAGAAAUAUCUUUUUACAUAGUUGCGUAGGAUGUCAAGAAGAUGUGACCUAGCAAUCUAGAAUAGUGAAUGCUCCUUGAUGCUUUCAUAAAUUUUUCUGCUAUGACAGGCACCCUAUACAUGAUCCAUUUAUAUAAAGUGAAUAACAGAUCCUAAAUUUUUCACAUCUCUUCCCAACUUGGAUAUAUAACUCCAUCAGUUACAAAUCACUGUCUAUUUUUAUUCUGUGUGUAUUGUACAUGAAAGUAUGUAUCAUCAUUUGCAGAAGCAUACUCAAAAUCAUAUUCAGAACCUAAGAAGAAAUGGAACGUCAUGGGAAAUUUUUAUUUCACAAAGAAGCACGCUUUCUUUCUAGAUAUAUUUUACAUCAUUAGGGAAACUAUCUGCACAUACAUCUACAGUAAUCUUCUUCCUUCCUCACCAACUGUUAGUGCACAUGUGCUCUGUCAGAAAUGGCACCUGGAUGACAGAAGCUCAGAGUCACAUAUGUCUCUAAAAUAGAGUUCCUUUCCUCUUGGGCUGCCUGAACUGGUGUAAAUAGAAAGUUCAGUUGAUCCUGAUUUUAAUUAACUUAUUACUCUAUUAAUAUAAAGUUGGAAUUCUAUUUUAAUUACGUCUUUCUGGCUGGCUGCAGUAUCAGUUUGCCCCUCUUGUUAAGGAGCGAUGUAACAAUCUGUCAUUUAAUUGUGCAGGGUUUUUCACACCACAGUAUUAGCAGAACUGCUCCCUACUCAGAAUCAUUUAUUGGGUUGUCUCCUAAAUCUGGACAUUAUACACUUGUUUUAAACAUUCCAUUUUGGCUUCCAAAGGUUAUUAUCAAUCUAUGGAGAAAAAUACAUAAUGGAAUACAUGUCUCAUAUUAUUUUCAUAUGUACUUUCCUGUAAAAUUUUUCAAUAUAUUUUGAAUUUGUUAUAGCAUGGCUAUUCAAUAUUUUUGUUGGCAAUCCAAAUUUUAAUAAAAUUGUGAAACACAUGAGUACAUAAAGCUUAGAAAAUUGGUAAAUAUCCAGCCAUGGAAUAGUUGUUGACUACUAUCUGCUAUAAAGAUGUAUAGAAAAUGGUUAUUUUGAAAUACGUGCACAGUGUUCAUGGUUUAUACAUUGUAUUUAUAAAAGGUAAGUAUAAUACAGAAGCUGCUUCCAGGUGUGCCAAGAGACAAAAGCUUUAAUAAAUACUCUAGAAGCAGCUAUGACUUUAUAAGCAGUUUCUGAAAGAACAGAUAUUCUUUGAUACUUUUGUAAAAAGUUGAGUGUCAGUGUAACAUUAUGUUUUGUAGAAUUUUUAAGUAGCAUAAUUUAUUUCAUCAGUGUAAAGCAGCCAAAGGUUCCAAUAUCCUCACAUUAUUUUGCCAAACAUCUAAGGGCAAAAUUUAGCCAGUGUUAUUUGCUGGAUUCUUCCCAUCGAACUCACAAACUCAAGAGACAGAACAAGAGUUCUUAUAUAUUCACCACAGAGGACAAAUCCAAGUGGCAUUUUUAGGAAAGGUUGCAGCAUUUUAUGCCAUGUGGUAUGUCUGUUCGCGAAGUGGGAGGCAAGGGAAUAUCCAAGCUGGCAUUUUGGAUUUGAUGGGCCUUUUACUUUCCUGAGUGACGUGCCACAUGUCAAGAAAUACUGCUUUCUUCCAGUCCCACCACAUUUACGUGAACAAUUUUCAUUUAGUUAUUUCCCUCUCAUAUGGUGUUAAAAAGAGCCACAUUCAAUAAAGAUUAGUUCUGGUUUUCUGCAGUAAUUUAAAUGGGAGGAUACCUAUCCAAAUAAGAUGUUAGCAUAGUUUACAGUGUUUAAAGUAGAUUAUUAUACUAUGGAAAUGUUUGACAAGUGAUUAUUCUGAGAAAAACUUGAACAUUCUGUUUUACUCAUGAGUUGUUCUUUUGGGGGAAAAAUUUUCUAUAGCAAUAAAUAUUAGUUUAAAUGUA
This is a messenger RNA of Nannospalax galili (Upper Galilee mountains blind mole rat), 2448 nucleotides long. RefSeq names its product triple QxxK/R motif containing (gene Triqk). Gene Ontology annotation, cellular component: endoplasmic reticulum membrane. The transcript has 4 exons. NCBI's taxonomy places the organism in Eukaryota, Metazoa, Chordata, Mammalia, Rodentia, Spalacidae. The record is from RefSeq and is a predicted model, not a curated record. Bases 151 to 411 code for a protein of 86 amino acids.